Molecule: messenger RNA, 861 nt
Organism: Diceros bicornis minor
Lineage: Eukaryota; Metazoa; Chordata; Mammalia; Perissodactyla; Rhinocerotidae
Product: olfactory receptor 8K3-like
Exons: 1
Biological process (GO): G protein-coupled receptor signaling pathway; sensory perception of smell
Cellular component (GO): membrane
Molecular function (GO): olfactory receptor activity; G protein-coupled receptor activity; odorant binding
Source: RefSeq, a predicted model, not a curated record
CUAACAGUGCUGAAUGAAUUCAUUCUCAUGGGAAUCACAGACUGCGGUGAGCUGCAGGCUCCAUUAUUUGGACUCUUCUUUAUCAUCUACCUGAUCUCAUUGGUGGGCAACUUGGGCAUGGUCAUCCUCACCAAGAUGGACUCCAGGCUGCAAACACCCAUGUACUUCUUUCUUAGACACCUGGCUUUUACUGAUCUUGGUUAUUCAACAACCGUGGGACCCAAAAUGUUAACAAAUUUUGUUGUGGAUAAAAAUGCAAUCUCCUAUUAUUUUUAUACUACACAAAUAGCUUUCUUUCUUGUGUUCAUUAUUAGUGAAGUUUUCAUUCUGCCAGCAAUGUCCUAUGACCGCUAUGUGGCUGUCUGUAACCCUCUCUUCUACACAGUCAUUAUGUCACCAAGGCUAUGUCACGUGCUGGUGGCAAUCCCCUAUCUCUACAGCACAUUUGUUUCUCUUCUAGUCACUAUAAAGAUUUUUAAUAUAUCCUUUUGCAGCUACAAUAUCAUUAGACAUUUCUACUGUGACAGUCUCCCUUUGUUAUCUUUGCUCUGCUCAAAUACGCGUGAUAUUGAAUUGAUUAUUCUGAUCUUAGCAGGUUUUAAUUUGACUUUUUGCCUUCCCAUACUUCUUGUGUCUUACUUGCUCAUCCUUCUAGCCAUUCUCAGGAUGAACUCUGCUGAAGGUAGGCACAAGGCUGUUUCUACCUGUGGAUCCCAUCUGACAGUGGCCACCGUGUUCUAUGUGACUUUGAUAUUUAUGUAUGUGCAGCCGAAGUCCAGUCAUUCCUUUGACACUGAUAAAAUGGCUUCUAUAUUUUACACGCUGGUUAUCCCCAUGUUGAAUCCCUUAUCUAUAGCUUGA